Molecule: messenger RNA, 654 nt
Organism: Caenorhabditis auriculariae
Lineage: Eukaryota; Metazoa; Nematoda; Chromadorea; Rhabditida; Rhabditidae
Source: the annotation of a GenBank genome assembly
AUGCAACCUGGAAAUUGUAUCGAAAUGUCCAAGAUCUUCUGCUUCCUUGCCGUCGUCCUCGCCUUGACUGAGGUGAGCAUCUCCUGAAGUUUCCACUCUAGUCGCUUUUUCCAGGCUUGCGCCCCUCCAGCAGCCACUACCCAGAAACCGACGACCAAAGCGGCGACGACCGUCGCAACGUCGCCUUCGACGACGGUCAAACCUCCCGGAGACUUGCCCGCUCGAGGACCUCGUCGCUUCGUCAAAAGAGCCGCUGAAGGAACUCUCGUGCUGGUCACCAUCGUCACGACCAAGCCGUUCGAUCCCUCCGUCAACGACGCCAACGCCAGAAGCAUCUACGCGGCCGUAUGUCUUCUUCUUGACUGUCUCUUGACGUCUUCUGAUUGCAGGUCGAAGGAUUCGCCGCCGAGAACAACGUCCAGCUGCCCCAAGGCGACCAUCUCAGCCGGAUGGCGACGAACAACGGCGGCAAGCUGGCCGUCAAGCUCCUCGUCAAGGAUCCUUCUGCCUCCUGCGACGCCGUCAACCAGUCUGUCUGGGUUUCAGAUGAUGUCGUUGAUGUUCAAGUUCAGAUUCGCCCGGGCCGCCAAACAAAGCGUCGCCGAGGUCAACUACACCACCAUCAACUGCGAAGGAAGCACCACCGUCGUUUAG